This is a messenger RNA of Grammomys surdaster, 1941 nucleotides long. It is a transcript of the gene Septin9, whose product is annotated as septin 9. The transcript has 12 exons. Gene Ontology annotation, cellular component: septin complex; microtubule cytoskeleton; septin ring. The coding region runs from base 16 to 1845 and encodes 609 amino acids. NCBI's taxonomy places the organism in Eukaryota, Metazoa, Chordata, Mammalia, Rodentia, Muridae. Gene Ontology annotation, molecular function: molecular adaptor activity; GTP binding; GTPase activity. Gene Ontology annotation, biological process: cytoskeleton-dependent cytokinesis. The record is from RefSeq and is a predicted model, not a curated record.
AACCUUUCAUGUCAGAUGACGGAAUACUCAGACACUCAGAGAACAGCGACAAGGGAAGACAACUGGGAGCCUGGGAGCUGGGACUCAAGAAGACACAGGACCAUGUCUCCCUCAGGAGCUCUGGGUCCCCAGGAAAGUACCCAGGCUUAUCAUGCUGGAAAGGAAGCCUUAAAGAGAUCUUUUGAAGUCGAGGAAAUUGAACCGCCCAACUCCACGCCACCCCGGAGGGUCCAGACCCCUCUGCUCCGAGCCACGGUGGCCAGCUCCAGCCAGAAAUUCCAGGACCUGGGGGUGAAGAACUCAGAGCCUGCUGCUCGCCUUGUAGACUCCCUGAGCCAGCGCUCACCCAAGCCUCCCCUGCGGAGGGUGGACCUGGCCGGGGCCAAGGCACCUGAGCCCAUGUCUCGCCGCACGGAGCUCUCCAUCGACAUCUCCUCCAAGCAGGUGGAGGGCCCAGCCUCCGCUGCCGGGCCCUCACGGUUCGGGCUGAAGAGGGCCGAAGUCCUGGGCCACAAGACACCAGAGCCUGUCCCUCGGAGGACGGAGAUCACCCUAGUCAAGCCUCAGGAGUCAGUGCUCCGCAGGGUGGAGACCCCUGCCUCAAAGAUUCCCGAGGGCUCUGCCGUGCCUGUCACCACCGAUGCAGCCCCCAAGAGGGUAGAGAUCCAGGUGCCCAAGCCAGCUGAGGCACCCAACUGCCCGCUCCCGCCCCAGACCCUGGAGAACUCAGAGGCCCUGGUGUCUCAGCUGCAGAGCAGGCAGGAGCCCAGACCCCCUGUGGCUGAGAUCCCAUAUCGGAACCAAGAAGACUCCGAGGUGACUCCCAGCUGUGUUGGCGACAUGGCUGACAACUCCAGAGAUGCCAUGCUCAAGCAGACGCCUGCAUCUCGGAACGAGAAGGCCCCCAUGGAGUUUGGCUAUGUGGGGAUCGACUCCAUCCUGGAGCAGAUGCGAAGGAAGGCUAUGAAACAGGGCUUUGAGUUCAACAUCAUGGUGGUUGGGCAGAGUGGCCUCGGGAAGUCUACCUUAAUCAACACCCUCUUCAAGUCCAAAAUCAGCCGGAAGUCGGUGCAGCCCACCUCAGAGGAACGCAUCCCCAAGACGAUUGAAAUCAAGUCGAUCACCCAUGAUAUUGAAGAGAAGGGGGUCCGAAUGAAGCUGACAGUGAUUGACACUCCAGGCUUUGGGGACCACAUCAACAAUGAGAACUGCUGGCAACCCAUUAUGAAGUUUAUCAAUGAUCAGUACGAGAAGUACCUUCAGGAGGAGGUCAACAUCAACCGCAAGAAACGCAUUCCUGACACCCGUGUCCACUGCUGCCUCUACUUCAUCCCAGCCACCGGCCACUCGCUCAGGCCCCUGGACAUUGAAUUCAUGAAGCGCCUAAGCAAGGUGGUCAACAUUGUCCCCGUCAUUGCCAAGGCUGACACGCUGACCCUGGAGGAGAGAGUCUACUUCAAACAACGGAUCACUGCAGACCUGCUGUCCAAUGGCAUUGACGUGUACCCCCAGAAGGAGUUUGAUGAGGAUGCAGAGGACCGGCUGGUGAACGAGAAGUUCCGGGAGAUGAUCCCAUUUGCUGUGGUGGGCAGCGACCAUGAGUAUCAAGUCAAUGGCAAGAGGAUUCUGGGAAGGAAGACCAAAUGGGGCACCAUUGAAGUUGAGAAUACCACUCACUGUGAAUUUGCCUACCUGCGGGAUCUCCUUAUCAGGACGCACAUGCAGAAUAUCAAAGACAUCACCAGCAACAUUCACUUCGAAGCCUACCGUGUGAAACGCCUCAACGAGGGCAACAGCUCCAUGGCCAACGGGAUAGAGAAGGAGCCGGAAGCCCAGGAGAUGUAGAUGCGUCCCGCCCUAGGACCCCAUCCCCAGAUCUUUUCAUCAUCCCUGGCCCACCCACCUCCCCUGUCUUAUUUUAUAUAAUUAUCUCCAUUUGUC